This is a messenger RNA of Oncorhynchus kisutch (coho salmon), 425 nucleotides long. Its product is annotated as H/ACA ribonucleoprotein complex subunit 3-like. NCBI's taxonomy places the organism in Eukaryota, Metazoa, Chordata, Actinopteri, Salmoniformes, Salmonidae. The record is from RefSeq and is a predicted model, not a curated record. The transcript has 3 exons. Gene Ontology annotation, cellular component: box H/ACA snoRNP complex. The coding region runs from base 1 to 237 and encodes 78 amino acids. Gene Ontology annotation, molecular function: snoRNA binding; telomerase RNA binding. Gene Ontology annotation, biological process: snRNA pseudouridine synthesis; rRNA pseudouridine synthesis; ribosome biogenesis.
AUGGGCGUAUUGUACAAUGUAGAGCAGCGUGAGCGCGCGACCAUUUUCCUUAAGUUUUACCUUAACAAAAAUGGAGAGAGGCUGUACACGCUGAAGAAGGUGAACCUUCUGGGCCAGCCCACCAGCUCGGCCCAUCCGGCUCGGUUUUCCCCCGACGACAAGUUCUCCCCGCACGGAGUGCCACUGAAGAAAAGCUUCGGGCUCCUUCUCAUUCAGCAACCAAGACCCGUGCUCUAGUAGUCUAGCAAAAACAGUAUUAGCUGACUGUACACACACAUCCAUUUCUUUGAGGUAUAUUGGGUUAUGUGAUCAAACGUCAUCUGAUUUGACAUCACUUUUUGUAUUACUUUGAUUUGCACUGUAUAGGCAACUUGUUUUCUUCAAGUUGAGAAUGAGGGAAUAAAUCAUGUUUUUGUUAAACAACC